UCAACUGAUUGCUUGAAGUGCGGUCACUUUCUGCUAUCCUCUCUCUCUCUCUCUCUCUCAUCUUCAUCUUCAUCAUCUUCAUCUUCAUCUUCAUCAUCAGUGUGUUUGGGUUGAUGCUUCGUGAAUAGCGUCGGGGGUUCCUAGGUGGGUUUCUUCGAGUCGGGAAUCGAGAAGGAGGGAGCCUCCCACCGUCCCCUUUUGGCAAUGCCGAAGAGGAAGCAACGCGAAGUCCUGGUCGUCGACGAUUUCUGUGCUGCUGCAGGGACAAAUAGGAGACGGAACCAUAAUUCUACCUUUUCCAAGCACCCAAAUACGUUAGACACCGAUAAGUUUGAGUGUUGUUUCAGGAAUAUAUGGCGGGAUCUUUCAGAAGAUAAGAAGGCUUCGUUCACUUUUAUGGACAGCCUGUGGUUUACCCUGUACAUGAGAGAAUCAUCAAGGGAAAAGGUGCUGAAGUGGAUUAAGAAGGAGUGCAUCUUCUCCAAGAAAUAUGUUGUCAUACCCAUUGUUUGUUGGAGUCACUGGAGUCUCUUGAUCUUAUGUCAUUUUGGCGAAACAAAAUCAAAGGCCAGAACACCAUGCAUGAUAUUGCUUGAUUCACUGCACAUGGCAAACCCUAAAAGACUGGAACCUGCGAUAAGAAAGUUUGUAGUGGACAUUUAUCAAGCUGAAGCCAAGGAGAGACCAGAAAAGAAAUGGGCAAUUUCUCAGAUUCCGCUCUUGGUGCCUAAGGUACCGCAACAGAGAAAUGGGGAGGACUGUGGCCGUUUUGUUCUUUACUUCACCAGUCUAUUUGUUGAGAAUGCUCCAACGAAUUUCAGUACAGAUGAUGGCUACCCAUACUUUAUGAAAGAGGACUGGUUUCGUCCUCAGGACUUGGAUAAUUUUUGCAGUAGACUUAGAUUAUAAAACUGAAUAUUGUGGAUGUGGAAGACUUGGCCCAUAGUGAAUUAUGUAAGAAUGUAGCACGUCCGUAACAGGGAAUUUCUUUUCUAGAAUGUCUAGAUUAGGUCUGAUUGGAUUGACAAUAUUAUAGUGGUUGGAUGAGUUACAGGCAUGCCUUACUGGAUGUGUUCUCUCUCACAUAAUUUCUAUGGACAAUAUUGAUGGCUAUACUGUGAUUUGACAGACCAAUAAUUCUUUGUUGCAAUGUAAAAUUCCUUGUCUAUGCAGGACCACCUGCAUGUGUGUUAUUGUGGAUUGAAAUCGUGACAAUCAGAAUGCUAGUGGACACUUAAUAAUAAUGCUGCUGAAUCUCAUGCUUUAUGUUGCCUGUAUCUGAUAUUCAUUAAAUGAUACAUUGUUGAAAUUAGCUCCUCUUACAUAGUAACUUAAAAGGAGGAAAUGGGUGACGUGUUCCAAUCAAGCAUGUCUGUGCUCUUAACCAGAGCAAAAACAGUGUGGCAUUAUGCCUUAUGCAAUAAUAGGCAUUGAAACAUCUUAAGGUGCCAUUGUCUAACCAUGAUCUGGAGAACUUCCUUUUUGGGGAAGAGCAGUAUAUCUGUAAUGAUAAAUUAUAAAGGUGGAUAAACACCCAAAUUAUAUUUCAAAGGUAGAUGCAAGUCAUAGUUUGAAGAUGUAGAUUUUAGCAAACGUCCAUGGGAAGAAUCAUCAUUGGUGUAACUUAGGAGACUGGCAUAUCCCUAUCCUGAAAGAGUAUGGAGGAAGAGAAGAUCUGAGUCAUUUGCAAGAUUAUUCUGAUCUAUGAAGAUGCAUGAAUAUGGGCAUGGAUUGGUUGAGGAGAAAUCGCAGCAGAAAGAGACGACUUGAAUCCAUUUUUACUUGAAUCUCGAGUUUUCAUCUAUUGAACAGUUGAAGUUUCAAGAAUUGCCUAGAAACUUCCAACUACUGUCAGCCACUUCAUCAAAGAGAAACUUGAGGGUCUUGUUGUUCUUGCUAGUUGAACUCUUUAAGAAGUGACAGAUUCAUCAGUGAACAUUGGAUUGAUUGGAGAUAUUGAGUUACAUAUGGCUUGUUGUGGGCUUCAUAUUUAUGAUCAUUGUAAAUCUCAGCAUCUCUGGAGGUUCAUUUUGCACUGUAUUUUGAAUGGAUUCCUUAUGUGCUUUACA
This is a messenger RNA of Eucalyptus grandis, 2069 nucleotides long. RefSeq names its product probable ubiquitin-like-specific protease 2A. Gene Ontology annotation, molecular function: cysteine-type peptidase activity. Gene Ontology annotation, biological process: proteolysis. The transcript is spliced from 7 exons. The coding region runs from base 205 to 909 and encodes 234 amino acids. The record is from RefSeq and is a predicted model, not a curated record. NCBI's taxonomy places the organism in Eukaryota, Viridiplantae, Streptophyta, Magnoliopsida, Myrtales, Myrtaceae.